AAAUAUUCUAUAUAUACUUAGGUAAUCUGUUUACAGUGUAUUCUCUGUUUGUAGUAGUCUCAUCUCAUGAACAUGAUACCAAUCAACAUGCUACUGCUAACUAAAACAACUACUUACUUGAUAAAGUAGGUAGCUAUUAAGUUACUGCAUGCAUUUUAACAUAAUUUAGCAUAAUUGUAUAAAGUGAUAGGAUUCAAACGUCGUAAGCUUAGUUGUCAUAUGAAACAAAAACGUAUCUAGCUACUAAGUAUAGGUAUUUUCUAAAAGGCCCAGGGUGAAGACGCCGAUUAUUUUGCGCAUGCGUAAAAGCUUCGGCCCCUGUGACAUUCAAUGCUCCCCAAGACGCCUAGCACAAACAUAUGGAUAAACAAACAGUAACGCUACUCUGAAUUAAAUGUUUAAAUAUAUUUAAAAUAAAAUGGGCAACCAAUUCAAAAACGUGGCGGUGAUAGCCUGUUUAAAAACGUUUCUUUUUGUUUUCAACGUCGUAUUUUGGUUCACAGGGCUGCUACUGUUGCUGGUGGGACUAUGGGCCGAGUUUGACCUUCACAAGUAUAUGGAGCUAUCUCCUGAGUUCUCCGGGACUGCCCCUCACGUACUCAUUGGUAUCGCUUGUCUCAUCGUCCUCGUCAGCUCUAUAGCUUUCUCCUGCAUCAUCAAGGGCCAGCCUGUGUUGCUGUACAUCUACGGUGGAUUCUUGGCUUGUAUCUUUAUUAUGGACGCGGGAGUAGGGGCAGCCGCAGCAUGUUAUCGGGACACCUUCGCCAAAAGUCUACAUGACGGUCUCACCCAGACUAUCACCAACACCUAUCCCCACAAGGCCAACUUUGAUUUCGCACAAAAAAAUUUGCGGUGCUGUGGCGUAUCUAACUACACUGACUGGAUAAGGCUGUCACCACAGAAAGUGAUCCCUAUCUCGUGCUGCCUCAAUCCGGACAUCUGCAUCACGGCUAAUUACAGUGACGUCUUCCAACGAGGUUGUUACGCGGUGAUCUCGGAAUACUUGGAAAGCAACAUGGACCUAGUGGUAGGUGUCGCCAUCGGCACCGCACUGCUCCCGCUCAUCGGAACGUUUCUCUCAUGUUUUCUUGCCAGUUACAUCAAGAAAUCCAAGUACGACGUGGUCAACUAAUAAUACUGCUAUAAUGCGACUCUCAAUUUUCUAAUCUCCUCUCGACUGAAGCUAUCCAUGUUGGACAAAUUUGCAUUUUUAUUCAUAUUUAAUAUUCCUUAUAUACCUACUUAAAUUAAUAUAUUUAUUAAAAUUUAUGUUUACAAACUUGAAUAUUAUAUUUAAAAUCGAUGUAUUCUUUACAAGUAUUAUUAGCAUCGUCAAUUUUUAAAUGUUAUUAAACUUGAAGCAAAGCGAUUUACUGUUUUAUUUGUUGUAUGAAACAGAUUCUUUACGAAAUAACUUAUUCUAAUCAAUCUUAUAACUAUCAGAAUAUAUACAGUCUCAUGAAAGCUAUGUACGCUUAAUUCGUUUGUCCUAACAUACCCCAAGUAGUGAAUGUUUCUAAAUAACAAACUAGGUACAAUUCUCUUACAUAGGAUUAGUUGCAUACAGAUAUUGUUUUGCCAUUUAUUUUACUAAAAAAUUGCAUAAAAAGUCUGGUUUAAGAAUAUAUAUAUCUGUUGAAACACCGGCUCCCGGUAUUUAAACCAUUAUGGCCGCAACUUUCAGCAGACAAGAGGACAU
Messenger RNA from Spodoptera litura, 1699 nucleotides. Its product is annotated as tetraspanin-7. Gene Ontology annotation, cellular component: plasma membrane. The record is from RefSeq and is a predicted model, not a curated record. Lineage: Eukaryota; Metazoa; Arthropoda; Insecta; Lepidoptera; Noctuidae.